Lobosporangium transversale is the source of this 635-nucleotide messenger RNA. RefSeq lists its product as hypothetical. The transcript has a single exon. The coding region runs from base 170 to 394 and encodes 74 amino acids. The record is from RefSeq and is a predicted model, not a curated record. NCBI's taxonomy places the organism in Eukaryota, Fungi, Mortierellomycota, Mortierellomycetes, Mortierellales, Mortierellaceae.
GUUGUAGUAUACAUUUUUUUUUUUUGAAUAUCAGAAACAAAGGAUGAAAUGUUGUUCUCUCAUCCAUGGGACGUUUGACAAAUGUAAUGAUGGUGAUGAUAUGAACAGCAAGAUAGAAAGAAGAGAGCAAGUUGUCAUCGAGCAAGCAUCAGUCCCAGGUUGAAUUAAUAUGAGACUAUGUUUAUUGCUCACGGUCCGUCAUUUGGUUUGGUUGCUGUUGCUGCUUAAGCUGUUGCUUCUUUUCCGCUGCUGCAAUGCGAUUGAUCUCCUCCUCCAGUUUAUCAAUCUUAAUCCAUCCCACAGCCCCAUCCUGAACUGGUUCAAGCAUGACCCAGCCACUCUCUUGGCCAGUCGUAUGCUCAAUGCAUGUCCAUGGGAAUACUUCAUCCAAUGACUCCUCGGUCCUUGUCAAAAGAUCCUUGCGUACCACACCUGGUGGCAACUUCUUCUUCUUUGUCAAAUUGCUGCUACUCAAAUUGCUAUUAGUGAUUCCCGCUCCGGACGCGGGGUGAUAAGACGUCGACACUCGAUUUGCCUUCUUUGCUACGACUGGUUUUGGUUUCGAUCCAAAUAAUCGGCUUUUCUUUUGUGACUUCGCAGCUGCUACCGCUGGAUUGGGUAAAAAGCCCUUGGGG